Messenger RNA from Penicillium atrosanguineum, 957 nucleotides. Its product is annotated as basic secretory family protein. The record is from RefSeq and is a predicted model, not a curated record. Lineage: Eukaryota; Fungi; Ascomycota; Eurotiomycetes; Eurotiales; Aspergillaceae. The coding region runs from base 1 to 957 and encodes 318 amino acids. The transcript has a single exon.
AUGGAGACCACCCCCGCCGCAUCUCCAUCCGCGAUGCCUAGGCCUAACGCGCCAGCCGAGCCGCAGUUCUCGAGCUCAAACACCAAAGAACAAGACCAGAAACACGCAGCAAACAGCUCUGCAGCCAACAUCCCUCAACCGAAGCUGCGGCUCCAUGUUGAAACACUCCGCCACCCUGCAACAGCAUCAUUCCUCACCCUCAUCCCCGAUAUUGCUUCAACACUCGACACAGCCCUAUAUAAUAUCGUCAAGUACCUCUACAGCUCUCCACUCCACGCAUCUUUAGAUAGUGUUUGCAACCAGAAAGUCCAGCGUCCCUCUUUCAGCCCUUCAACACCACCGACCCGCUCCGUAACCCUUCACCUCCGCGACAUAGAUGGUGUCGCCUAUACAACAGGCACCGAGCUCGAUGAUGAUCACAAGGAGAUCCACCUCUCCCUUCCAUACGUUCUUCACUGCACGACACUGGCUAAUCCACUGCAUGAGCUAGUCGGUGUUCUCACUCACGAACUUGUGCACUGUUACCAGCACACUUCACCACUUGAGUCCAUCAAUGACCAGGGUGCUAAGAUCCCCCACCCCCCAGGAGGACUGAUUGAAGGCAUCGCGGACUUUGUACGCCUCAAGGCAGGAUUGGAGCCUCCGCAUUGGAAGAAGCCGCAGUCGGCAGAGGAGAGGGCAGAGAAGUGGGAUGCUGGAUACCAGAACACGGCAUAUUUUUUAGCGUGGAUUGAGGAUGUACGGGUUGGUAAAGGCGCGAUUGGGAUGUUGAAUGAUCGGCUUUUGAGGGUUGGGUAUGUGGGUGAGAGAGAAGGGGAUUCUGGCGUUGGAUUCUGGAAGAGUUUGUUUGAGGCCGAGGUUGCUAAGCUAUGGGAGGAAUAUGGUGAGUAUCUUGACGGGGCUGAAGAGAAGAAGGCUAAAGGGAAUUGGGAAGAUGAGAUACUCAACGCCGAAUAG